AUUGUUGGAGAACAAUGGCGGACGAGGUUAUAACAACAAAUAAUUUAGAUGAAAGCGCGCUUCCUUUGUCUGAAGGAUGUCGAAUGCCUGUUCGAAUGCGAAAUUUAGAUGAAACACCAGCAGAAGGCGCUCCUCGAGAAAUUCAACUUGCCGAAUAUGUUCUUGCUGAAAUUUUAAGUAUCAAAGAAAAUCCUGAAGGCGAAACAUUAUAUUAUGUGCAUUAUAUAGACUUUAAUAAGAGGCUAGAUGAAUGGGUUACAAAAGACCGACUGGACCUCACCAGAGUCCAACAACCAAAGAAAGAAGUUAAAACCCCAUUGAAAGAAAUUAAGAAUGGUUCUCGGCCCUGUUCACCAGAGCGUGAAAUAGUUAUAAAAGAGGAGCCAAUACCAAUAUUGCAGAAUGGAAAUGUCCCUCCUCAAAAGAAGUCAACAGCUGGAAGAAAAAGAAAAUUCCCUGGUCCAGCUGAUGAAACAAACACAUCUGAUUCAAAAGAUGCAGUUCCCAGUCCAAGAACGACUGGAAGCUUAGUUGCACAUCACGAUGACCUCAUAACACGGAUGAAAAAUAUUGAAAUGAUUGAACUAGGUGGACAUAUGAUACGCCCUUGGUAUUUUUCUCCUUAUCCUCAAGAAUUAGUGAGCUUACCUUGUAUCUAUUUGUGUGAAUUUUGUCUUAAAUAUAUGAAAUCAAGAGUAUGUUUAAAAAGGCAUAUGGCAAAAUGCAAUUUACGGCAUCCACCAGGGAAUGAAAUUUACAGGAAAAAUUCAAUUUCGUUUUUUGAAAUUGAUGGUAGAAAGAACAAAGUUUAUGCUCAAAAUCUUUGCCUUCUAGCCAAGUGCUUUUUAGAUCAUAAAACAUUAUAUUAUGACACAGACCCAUUUCUUUUUUAUGUUAUGACAGAAUUAGACAAUAGUGGCUUCCACAUAGUAGGCUACUUCUCAAAGGAAAAGGAAUCUACUGAAGAUUACAAUGUUGCAUGUAUUUUAACUCUUCCGCCAUACCAACGAAAAGGUUAUGGAAAAAUGCUGAUUGAAUUUAGUUAUGAACUUUCUAAAUUUGAAGGCAAAACGGGUUCUCCAGAAAAACCUCUUUCUGAUUUGGGUUUGUUAUCCUACAGAAGUUAUUGGUCUGAAACCAUAUUAGAAAUUCUAGUCAAUGUAAAACCUACUGAGCCAGGGGAGAGACCUCAAAUUACAAUUCAGGAAAUAUCUGAACAGACAAGCAUAAAGAAAGAGGAUGUCAUAUCUACAUUGCAAUACCUAAAUCUCAUUCAUUACUAUAAAGGACAGUACAUCAUAACUCUAACGAAGGAGGUCCUGGAAGCCUAUCAACGUGCUGUUGCAAAGCGUACAAUACGUAUUGAUUCACAAGCAUUACAUUGGACUCCGAAGGAUUGGUCAAAGAGAGGAAAAUGGUAACUGAUAUUAAAGUGCUCCAGAUUGAGAAUCAAUAGAGAAGAUCUCAUUAAUAAUAGUAACUGAAAAUAUUGCUCUAGCAUUCUAGAUGAGUUUGAAAUUGAAAACACUGAGAUGUUCAUGUUGAUUGAAAAAUCAUUAAAAUUUUAGAAGUAUACAGAAGCUUAGUGUUGCGAAAAUCCUUUUAUAAAGGCAAAUUUAUCAAUUUUUAAUUUUAUAAUGUAUAAUUUUAUUUUGUAUUAAUUAUGAAUUUAGUAUUGAAAAAAUAUAAUAUACAAACCAGUGUAAGUCAUUUCUUCCAUUUUUGUUAAUGAAGUUUACUUGAUGAUCUAGUUUUUAAAACUAAAUAAAUUCAGAAGUAUAAUAAUUUAAUUGCCGUUUCUUGAAUAUGCAUUAUUUUAUGAAGUGUAUAAUAUCAUGUGAAAAUAAAUUUGCUUUUAUGGGAUUUGAAGAAUGUUAUUAACUUUAAUUUAUUGACAUGAGAAAGGUAAUGUCUUUAAAACAAAUGGUAGUUAUAAUUUAUCGGCUGUCAUAACAUUGUUUUAAGCUUAUGUAAGCUCAAAAAUUUAAACACAUACAUCAACAUUUAUUUGUCAAUUUUGUAAAAUAUGUCAGUUUUUAGUUUCCAACAAUUUAUUUAAUAUCUAGGGCUGUUGUUUGUUCAUACUCCAUGAAUUAUACCAUUAGAAACUACUAUUUGGUAUAUUUUAUGUGAAAUGUGUAUUUAUGUGUAAUUGUUAUGUUGUCAUGUUUUUUAUUCAUUUCAUUAUAUAGCAUAUUGCAUUGCACACAACAUAACUACAAACUGUUGCUUUUACGCUGCACAAUUUCAGAAGUAGCACGGCUAUUCUAAUUAAGCAACUAUGUAAGGAUGAAUUUAUUAGUUAUAAAUGAAUAGAUAAAUUACAUAUUUUGCAAAUACAAUUCAUAAAAAUAAAAUUAUAUGUGCUGCAAACUAAAUUGCUGCAGUAUUUUGAAAAGUCAGUCCAAUUUAUCUGAAGACCUAUAGUUAAAUUGAAUGAUUAAAAUUCCGUGACAGCAAUAGGCAGGAAUCAUGAUUGAGUCCUAAGGGUCAUCAUUACAAUACAAACCAAGAUGCUGAGAACCAAUCAUCAUUCUGGAAGCUUCAUAUUCACUUAUUUGAGGUGGCCCUAGUGGAACCAUUUUGAAAAGUUUCAUGCAGAUUUAUAAUUUAAAUUCUAAAGUAUUUUCCUUAAUUAUUUUCUUUCACUUCAUUUUCAGUAUCGCCUAUUAUUGAACAAUUGCAGUAAAUUGUUAACAAGUUGCAAUUAUUGCACAAGGAUAAUUCUUUCAGUGGCAAUGUUUUUCAUCUAAUAAGCUGAUUUUUAAAUGGUAGUGAUUUAUUUUAAAAUUGUAAAUUAGUACAUAAAUAUUGUAGUUAUGUUACUAUCAGUGCUUCUAUCAGAAAUGAUUUUCGUGUAGCUGUAUCAGCUACUGUAUUUAUUAUUAAUUCAAAAUUUUUUUUAAUCAAGCUGUAUUAUUAGAAAGUUUACUUAAAUUUCAUUAUAAACUAAGCAUAUAUAUUUUUACUUUGUUUCAUGAUUGCUUUAUUCUGAAUUAUAUUUUGUUCAUCUUGCCAAAUAACCUACAAAGAUGUUCCUGCAGUAUAGUUUAUUUAUUAAAGAAAAGAAUUUUUGUAUGGUGUUCAUAAAUUGCCCCCCCCCCCCCUUCUUUAAAAAAUCAAAUUGCUACAAAAUACAUUUGUUAGUUCAUUUUGAAGAGUUUUCUUGCUAAAAUUCUGUAGCAAGUAUGAGAACAUAAAAUUGCAAUUAUCAUAACAAUUAUAAUUUUAUUUAAAAAUAUAUUUGAAAAGGGGGGGGGGAACCUAUUAUUAUUAUAAAUUUAAAAUGUGAUUAAUUUAAUUAGUUCUGUGUUUGCAUGAUAGAUAAGUUAUCAAAAUAUGGGCUUGGGCUCCUAUUCUGAAUACCAUUUAAUGUAUGAUAUGGCAAUAUAGAAGAUUUAGUUUACAAAACAUAAUUACUAGCUUUGCUAUGUAUAUAUAUAGUAUUAUCUGUUUCAUUUUGAGGUUUAAUUUAUUUGUGAAUUAUGGCAUAUAAGAUUCUUUUCUAAUUUAAAUGGUUGGUAUAUUUUAUAUCUGCUGAAAUUAUUUGUAAUUUGAAAUAACAUCCGGAAUAUUGUUUCUUGUCUUAUGUUUUCUGUACUUUUACGAUUUAAAAUAAUAUUAGCUCUCUUUGAUGAUUUAGCAUCAGUUCAGAAAGAAAAUGAAAUAUGAAAUGGAGUUGUAAAAAUAGAACUAUUGCAUACAGCUUUUAAAUCUAACAUAUAUAAAUAUAAUACUAUUUAUUCCUAACGAUUUAAUAUUCUUAAAUUUCUGUGUUUGGUUGAAAUAUUUAUUCCCAUUACUCUCCAGAAUUUUCUUAUUUAUAUUUAAUUCCAAAUGCUGCACUUAAAAAAUCAAGACAAUCAUUUAUAAAAAUUGUUUCAACAAUUUAAUACUAAAGUUUUAAAUAUUGAUCAUUUUAUUAGGUUAUUUGCUUGAAAAUAUUGUAAUUUUCUAAAAUCAAAUUUAUUUAUUUGUGUGCUAUUAGGCUGAAACAUAUUUAAAAAACUUUCUUUUAAAUAAGAAAUGUUGGAACUGUCAUAUUAGUUGUGACCAUUCGAUUUUAUUUAAUAAUCAUCGAGUAUUUCGAUUGUAUUCUGUACGGGUGUUAUCGCACAUUUUUAGAUAUUUGUGAUAUAUGUAAAUAGAGUUCACUGUAAUAUUAUCAUGUUCAUAUGAUUUUUCGUUUUUAAUAAAAUUUUCAUCAGCUUA
This is a messenger RNA of Argiope bruennichi, 4212 nucleotides long. RefSeq names its product histone acetyltransferase KAT5-like (gene Tip60). The transcript has 14 exons. Gene Ontology annotation, biological process: regulation of DNA-templated transcription. Gene Ontology annotation, molecular function: histone acetyltransferase activity. Lineage: Eukaryota; Metazoa; Arthropoda; Arachnida; Araneae; Araneidae. The coding region runs from base 15 to 1421 and encodes 468 amino acids. The record is from RefSeq and is a predicted model, not a curated record.